AUGGGGAGUACGGAAUCUGGUACGGGCGAUUUCAGCGUAGGAUCGAUCGUUUGGGUGAGGAGGAGGAACGGGUCGUGGUGGCCGGGGAAGAUAGUGGGCCCAGAAGAGCUCUCCGCUUCGCAUCUCACGUCGCCUCGCUCUGGGACCCCCGUCAAGCUUCUCGGUAGAGAAGAUGCCAGUGUUGAUUGGUACAAUUUGGAAAAAUCCAAGCGUGUUAAGGCGUUUCGAUGCGGCGAGUUUGAUGAUUGUAUUGAGAAGGCUGAAUCAUCUCAGGGUAUGCCUGUGAAGAAAAGAGAGAAAUAUGCACGUCGAGAAGAUGCUAUUCUUCAUGCACUUGAACUUGAGAAGCAGCUGUUGAGAAAACAAGGAAAGUUAGGCGGUACUCUGUCUUCCCAAAGAACCAAAGAGGGAAAUCAACUGAGUGGUGAAGAUGAUCAUGCUGAGGCCAUACCUCGGAUGAGAGGCUUGCAGGACUUUGGUCUCAAAAUUGCCCCUUCAAAGCGAAAACUUUCAUCUUCUCUUGCUUUAAAUGGUUCUUGGAAACCCACGGUUGAUGGUACUGUUCAAGCUCUUGCUCGUGGUGGUCUUAGCAUGGGAGGAACAAAUCAUGUGAACGGAGUGGAGCAGACGGGAGUUGUUUGCAAAGCAAAGAGGAGUAAAUGUGUAUAUUUGCCUGCUGAGUCUGGUGAAUCCUUGGAGUAUGAAGCAGCUCCUUCAAACCAAGUUGAGAUCUCAGCUUCACCAGUUGGUGCUCGUUCUCAUGCCGAGGCCUUGAUUGAAGAGAACACUUCUGGCUUUACGGAAGAUGAAUCUGAUUCUUCUGAAACUGAUUCUUCUGAGUCCGAGUCUGAUUCUUCCGAGACUGAACCAGAUAUGGAUGAAGAGAUGCCUUUACUCUCAGAACCAGAAGUUGGGAGAUAUGAAGCACGAGAACAUGGAAUCAUGGUUGGCGACGAGCCUGAUGAAUCAACACAUUCUGGUGAUAUGUCUCACCUCUACAGUCAUGACCCUUUAUUUGCUAGUGAGGCUGUGUCCAAAUGGCAGUUGAAGGGGAAAAGAAAUAUCCGCAAUCUUACAAAAAGAUCAAUGGAUGCAACUGACGGAAGAGGCUAUAUUUAUGGACCAUAUUCUGAAGAAAAGACUGAUUGGGAAGACUCAACCUGGGAGGAUAGGUCUGCCUGGAAUGAGUACUGGGACAUCAAAAGAGAUCGCUUUCACCCGGUUUAUGAUGGCCGUUAUCAUUAUCGCAGGAGGCCGAGAUACUUGAUAGAUGUAGACUUGAAGGUCCAGGCAAGUUACCAAAAAGAACCAGUUCCUAUUGUUUCUCUGAUGAGCAAGUUAAAUGGGAAGGCAAUAAUAGGGCACCCAAUCCAAAUUGAAGCCUUAGAAGAUGGUUCAUCCAACUCGCUUCUUUCAACAGUUGAUGAAUUUGGUGAGGAAGCAGUUGACAAUAAUGGGGGUGCAACUGUUCCACAUGCAUGGAGGACUGCAAGGAGGACGGCAAAUGUUCGAGUCCCGCGCCCUCAUUUAUCGUCUGCAUUGGAUGGUGAUGAAGCUGCUGACGACCUUCCCCUUUUAGAUGAAGAAAGCAGACCACCAUUCAAGAAAUUAAAUUUAGGGAGUUUCAGUAAUAAGGCAAGCCAGGGUAAGAGGAACCUUCUUCACAACUCCCGGCUUCCCACUGAUAGAAAGUUGUCAAAAAAGGUGGCCAAGAAAGUCAGCUUAUCAUCUAGCCAGAAAACGAGGACUUUAUCUUCGAUAGCCAUUGAGCAGAAUUUUAGUAACAAGCCAAUACAUCUUGAUAGCAGUAGUGGUCAAAGGGAAGGGCUGAUGAAACCGGAGUCUUCUGGACCCACAACUGUAGCUUGCAUACCCGUGAAAUUAGUAUUCAGUAGGUUACUUGAGAAGAUCAAUAGGCCCCCAUCAAAAGCAGCUAGUACGGUUUUAUUGAAUAGCGAAAAGGAGAGAAAUUCAUGA
Molecule: messenger RNA, 1977 nt
Organism: Prunus armeniaca (apricot)
Lineage: Eukaryota; Viridiplantae; Streptophyta; Magnoliopsida; Rosales; Rosaceae
Source: the annotation of a GenBank genome assembly